Messenger RNA from Tilletiopsis washingtonensis, 1923 nucleotides. Its product is annotated as putative HIS7-glutamine amidotransferase/cyclase. The record is from RefSeq and is a predicted model, not a curated record. Lineage: Eukaryota; Fungi; Basidiomycota; Exobasidiomycetes; Entylomatales. Gene Ontology annotation, molecular function: imidazoleglycerol-phosphate synthase activity. The coding region runs from base 8 to 1837 and encodes 609 amino acids. Gene Ontology annotation, biological process: L-histidine biosynthetic process. The transcript has 4 exons.
CGCAGCCAUGCUCUACCUCCUCGACUACGGCGCAGGCAAUGUGCGCAGCCUCGCAAACUCAAUCCGCAAGCUCGGCCACGACUUUGCCUGGGUCACCUCGCCCAGCGACCUCGACCAGGCCACGGCGCUGCUCUUCCCCGGCGUCGGCGCCUUUGGGCCCGCACUCGCCUCGCUGCGCGCCUCGGGCUACGCCGAGGCGCUGGCGGCCUACAUUGCCUCGGGGCGCCCCUACAUGGGCAUCUGCAUCGGCAUGCAGGCGCUGUUCGAGGCGAGCGACGAGGCGCCGGGCGUCGCCGGCCUCGGCGUCGUGCCGGGCCGCGUGGCGCGCUUCGACGCCGCCAAAGGCGCCAAGAGUGUGCCGCAGAUGGGCUGGAACGUGGCGCGGCCGCUGCGCUCCGACGCCGCUCACUUCGGCAUCCCCGCCGCCGCCGCCGCCACGGGCUCGCAGCAGCAGCAGCAAGAGACGCACUUCUACUUUGUGCACUCCUACCGCGCCGCGUACGAGCCGGCGCUGCACCACGAGUGGGCCCUCACCACGACGCAGUACGGCGACGAGGUCUUUCUCUCCUCGGUGCGCCGCCACAACGUCUUUGCCACGCAGUUCCACCCCGAGAAGAGCGGCCGCGCCGGGCUCGAGGUGCUGCGUGCCUGGCUGGAGGGCGGCGCCGCGGCGGCGGCACAGGAGGAGGUGCGCUGGCUCGUGGACCCGCAGCACGCCGCCUCGCCAGCCGCCGCCGACGGCCUGACGAAGCGCGUCGUGGCGUGUCUGGAUGUGCGCAGCAACGACGAGGGCGACCUCGUCGUCACCAAGGGCGAGAGCUACGACGUGCGCGAAAAGGCGGCCGGCGCCUCGAGCGGCGGCGUGGGCGCCGUGCGCAACCUCGGCAAGCCCGUGGCGCUCUCGCAGCGCUACUACGCCGAGGGCGCCGACGAGGUCGUCUUUCUCAACAUCACCUCGUUCCGCUCCGCGGCGCUGCGCGACCAGCCGAUGCUGGCCGUCGUGGAAAACGCGGCGGCGACCGUCUUUGUGCCGCUCACCGUCGGCGGCGGCAUCAAGGCGAGCGUGGAUCCCGACGGCACGCCGCACAGCGCAAAGGAGGUGGCCGAUGCGUACUUCCGCGCCGGCGCAGACAAGGUCAGCAUCGGCUCCGAGGCCGUCGUGGCCGUGCUGGAGCUGCUCGAGGCAGCCGGCGCCAGCGUGGCAGGCGAUCCGGCGCUGGCAAAGGACUCGGCGCUGAGCGGCAGCACGGGCAUCGAGCAGAUCUCCAAAGCGUACGGCGCACAGGCCGUCGUCGUGUCCAUCGAUCCGAAGCGCGUCUACGUCGAUGCGUCCGAAGUUGCCGCGCACCCGCACGCGCGCUCCAUCGUCGAGGGUGCCAAGGGCUCGCGCGACGAGGGCCGGCAGUGGUGGUACACGGCGACGAUCUCGGGCGGGCGCGAGACGCGCGACCUCGACGUCGUGCAGCUGGCGCGCGGCGUGCAGCGCCUCGGCGCCGGCGAGAUUCUGCUCAACUCCAUCGACCAGGACGGCCAGGGCCGCGGCUUCGACCGCCUGCUCAUUGAUCUGGUGCGGCGAAGCGUGGGCAUUCCCGUCGUCGCCAGCUCUGGCGCGGGAAAGGCACAGCACUUCCUCGAUGUCUUUGAGCCGCUGCCGCUGCGCGAGGGUGCAGCGCCCUCGUCUGUCGAGGCAGCACUGGCUGCGGGCGUCUUCCACCGCGAAGAGGUGCGCAUCGAGGACGUCAAGGCGGCGCUCAAGCAGGCCGGCUUUCCCGUGCGGCGGGAAGAGGUGCUGGCCGGCGCGGGAGAGGCGGCAAAGGUGCCGGGCGUGCAGGCGUAACUUGAUAGAAUUCAGCUGAUGGGGCGAUGGUAUGGAAGAUGCGGAGAAGCGGGAUGAGACAGGGAGGAGAUGAACGGAUGAGGCUG